AUGGAGUACUUUGAUUUUGACCAAGCUGCUCGGGAAAAUGAUGUAGCUUUCGAUUGCUCAGAGACCAUUGAUUCGGAUCUCGCUUCACUUGUCAACGGUGAAAACAUUCCCACGUCUACCGAUGAUGCCGUAAACACCGCCGCGGCCGCCGACGAAACAGCCUCACAGUCUUGCCCGGCUUUGGACGGACCUUGGCCCAUGUAUCGAGCUUCAGAGAAGUGCUUCUUCUGUCGUUCUAUGGGCUUGGAUUGCUUUGUGGCUCAAAGAGGUGCAUUACAAAACGGGUGCACUUGUUGCAUAGCUUUGUAUCGAGAGUGCAGCUUCACCAACGCGAGGCCGCGAGAGGAAUAUCUGGAAACCUUACACGUGGUUGGGGAAGAUUCUUAUGUCCCCACGGGAAGUCUGACGGGAAAGAGAGCUUUGAAAUCAUACCGCGGGCCAUCCACCAGCACCCUGCUCGAAGAAUCUGAACAAAGAGGGAGGAAAAACGGCUCUAGAUUCCCCAGGGAAGCUGUUAGGGUCCUGAGAUCGUGGCUAUCGGACCACACAGCCCACCCGUACCCAACAGACGAAGAAAAAGAUCAAUUGAAAGCGAAAACUGGCUUGAAACGGAGCCAAAUCUGCAAUUGGCUAGCGAAUGCUCGUCGCCGGGGAAAGGUCCGCCAGCCACCACGCUCUGCUUCACCUUCCAUUGGUGUACCGAUUCCGGCUAGAAAGCUUUCUCCCGGAGUCCAUUUGUCAGACUUGAACCCCUUGGAACGAUGGAAACACUCUCCACCUGAGAACGAACCUGCUUCAGUCCGUGACAUUAUCCAAGCCAUGGCUACCACCCCCUUCCAUUCCCGUAAUCCGAAUGACGCAUCCUCUGGGCCCAGACGAUCAAAUUCGAGACGAACAGGUUCCAGUAAUGAUGAUUCCAGCCUUUCAAACGUGCGGCCAGCAAAAUCUUCAAGCGGCUACAGUAUGGACACAGCACAGUCUAGCAUUUCCGAUAUGUCUUUUGCCUCUGUUUUUUCCCAUCGGUCGUCACGUUCGUCUUUUGGGUCCGCAGACACGAGGGACCGUCGACGACGGCGUCACAAGUCUGCAGUUGGCCAAAAUGUGUUCCAAAAAUCUCGCGCCGCCCGCAUAUAUCAGUGCACUUUUUGCACUGAUUCUUUUCCAACCAAGUAUGAUUGGCAGCGUCAUGAGAAGUCCCUGCACCUUGCUUUAGACAAAUGGACCUGUGCCCCUCAAGGUGGAAUCAUUCUAGAGAAUGGUGAAGCUCUAUGUGCUUUUUGCCGACAGCCGAAUCCGGACGAAGGCCAUCUAGAAUCCCACAACUAUACGGCAUGCCAAGAGAAAUCGACGCAAGAACGGACAUUUUACAGGAAGGAUCAUCUUAACCAGCACCUACGGCUUAUGCACAAUGUAAAACUAGGUCCAUGGAUGGACCAGUGGAAGAGUGCUACAACUGAACUCAAAUCUCGUUGUGGCUUCUGCUCGGCGACCUUCACAACAUGGAAAGAUCGUGUUGACCACCUCGCGGCUCAUUUCAAGGCCGGAACAGAGAUGUCGCAAUGGAAAGGGGACUGGGGGUUUGACCCUUGCAUCCAGCGCUGCGUCGAAGGCGCCAUGCCACCUUACCUGAUUGCUGAAGAACGAAAUUCCAUGAAUCCCUGGAUCGCCCAGCGACCAAGUCCUGCGGCGAAAGAAGCGGGUGAUCAUAAUGCAGGCCGCUCUUCCGCAAACAUUCCAGUACCGAAUGAUGCUAGUUGUUUCCGCCGGUUGGAAAUUGAGGUAUCAGCAUUUAUUGGUCGCAUGGCUGCCCAAGGUAUCGUUCCAACUGACGGAAUGAUACAAGCAGAAGCGCGCCGUAUCAUAUAUGGGACUGAUGACCCAUGGAAUCAAACAUGUGCUGAUAACCCGACCUGGUUAGCCAUCUUGAAACGCGAUGCUGGAAUAUACGACCUUCCGGGAUCGCAAAGCAUUCAGCUGGGUGAUUUAGGUAUGCAACCGCCAUUCGCUGCAAACGGCGGGCUUCGACGAGCUCCCGCACACAGUUUGAAAGCAGCUCCGCCUCCCAGCAAUUCUUCAGGUCUCCAAAGCCCAGCGAUACCUGGUUCAGGAUUCCAUUCUGCUGUUGCCAGCCAUCGAGGUAGUCACGCAGGUAGCUUGUCUGGUAGCGUCGACUUCUCUGCUGGGGCCAUCGGCCACGGGAGCCUUGAUGGUUUGCCGACUUCCACUAUGAUUGGUACACUCUCUUCCUCUGCGCCUGUUACUUUAGAGAACGACCCACUCAUCGAGAUGGGCUUCGAUGCUGAUUUUGUUCAACAUCUGGAUGAUGACUACGGAGAUAUUGGUCACGAGCUAGACGAUUUGCAUCUUGAAAAGUUCGGGCAGGGAGGUUCUGGUUUUCAGGGAUUUGGUUUCAGUGAGACGGCCUUUAACGUAACUGCGACCUCGGCGCCGUCCCAACUUCACGCUACAUCGGGACCUCCCGUUACUACACCUUUUGGGGCAGGAUAUCAGAAGACGUUCGAUUCGUCUUCGCUGUUUUCCAACAUUGAGGGUUCUGGGCAUUGA
Messenger RNA from Uncinocarpus reesii 1704, 2565 nucleotides. RefSeq lists its product as uncharacterized. Lineage: Eukaryota; Fungi; Ascomycota; Eurotiomycetes; Onygenales; Onygenaceae. The coding region runs from base 1 to 2565 and encodes 854 amino acids. Gene Ontology annotation, biological process: regulation of DNA-templated transcription. The record is from RefSeq and is a predicted model, not a curated record. Gene Ontology annotation, molecular function: DNA binding. The transcript has a single exon.